CUUAUUGAAAAACAUGUGUAACUUUUUUUGGGGGACUGAUAAUGGUAAAAACAAGUACCACUGGUGUGAUUGGGAUAAGCUUUGUUUCCCCAAAGAUGAAUCUGGUAUUGGCAUCAGGAGUAUGAUGGAUAUCUCAUAUACUCUUGCUGUUAAGAGAUGGUGGAGAUUUAGAUCAAUGAAUUCACUGUGGGCUGAUUUUCUAAAGGCAAAAUAUUGCAUCAGAAAACAUCAUGUUGCUAAGAAAUGGGUUCCUGGUGACUCUCAAGCAUGGAAACAUUUGCUAUGGACAAGAGACAAAAGUGAAAAGUGCAUUAACUGGAAAAUCAACUCUGGAGAUUGUAAUUUUUGGUGGGAUGACUAGACAAGAAUGGGCCCUUUAGCUCAAAUAUGUCCUGACUUCAUGAUUGGUAAUGGACAAAGGAUCAAGAUUAGAGAUUUUAUGAACAAUAAUAGGUGGAAUGUCCAGAAGCUCUACAACACCAUGCCAGGUCACAUUGCUCUUUUCAUUAGUUCUGUUGGUAUUGGGGAUGUGAAUGACAGGGAUUAUGCAGUGUGGAAGGCUACUGAUAAUGGUCAAUAUUCAAAUAAAUCUGCUUGGACCAUUAUUAGAAGUCUUAGACAAAAAGCACCUUUGAUUACUAAAAUCUGGCACAAUGCAGUUCCCUUCAAGAUCUCUUUCCUUAGUUGGAGAUUGUUACACAACAAAUUGCCUUUCAAAGAUGCUGUGGCUAAAUUUGGUAAACAAGGCUUCAAAGACUGUAUAUGUUGCAUCUCGCCACAAGAUGAAACACCUCAACAUGCUUUUAUCGAAGGAAAGGUUGCUCAUCAUCUGUGGAACAAAAUUGGAGCCCCUUUGGGCUUUAAACAUCACAAUAUUCCUUUCAGAGGUUUACUUGAAGAAUGGUGGAAUAGAAAAGCCAAAAACAAGGUCCACAAAUUUACUAUGCAAAUUGCUCCAAUGAUGAUAUUGUGGGAGAUAUGGAAAGCUUGGAGUUCUUGCAGAUUUGGGGAACAAAAGAAGUUUGAUUUAUACAAGAUGGAAAUGCAAAUCACCUGGAACAUGAAAGCUGCAAUAACUGUUGCAUAUCCCACCAUCAAUGCAGAGAGCAACUGGUGUAACAGAGGUGAUAUGAUUGAAAAACUUAGCCCUGUGGUAAAAUGCAUCCCUGUAUGCUAGAGAAAACCAGAGAUGGGAUGGUUUAAUCUUAACACUGAUGGCAAUUUUGUGGAUAUUACUAACAAAGCUUAAGAUAGGUGGCAUUCUAAGAAAUGAGGAAGGGAUCUAAUAAUGGCUUUUUCUAUCUCUGUGGACUGUGAGAGUCACAAUAUUGCAGAAGCAUUGGCUGCUGAGCAUGGCAUUGGAUGGUGCAUGAAUCAUGGCUUUGAUAAUGUGCAAAUUGAGCUAGACUCCCAAAUCAUAGUCAUGAUGCUGCUCAACAAAGAUACAAACAACUUGAGCUCAAGGAGACCAUCAACAACACAAAUGGCUUUCGUAAAGAUGCAAUUGUGCAAAUUUCUCACUGUUACAGAGAGGCUAACAUGGUGGCUGAUUUCCUUGCUAAAAUGGCUUCAACAAGUAGAAGGAGGACCUUAUAUCUUUCUCAAAGGGAUUUACCAAGAGAAGUCAAGGGGCUAAUUCAACUUGAUGAGCAACAACUUUCUACUUUUAGAAGAAGAUUUGAAAAAUGUAACUUCUUUGUAAGCUAGAAUAUCUUGAUAGCUAGGGAGGAUUCUGUUCAUUUGGCUGCCUCCUCCCUUUUAGAUUGUUUUUACAAUCUCUUUUGUAGACUAGAGGCAAGAUUCCAUGUCUCCCUCUAGUCAUUGUAAAUUAUCUUUACUUAUAUAAUACAUGGUAGGGGUCAAGCCAAACCCCCCACAACAUACGUUCACAAUCUAACGGUGAUGGCUUAAUAUAAAAAUAAAAUAAAAGUAUUACCAUGUUCCAGAGAUAACCAGGCUGCAGAAAGUAAAGAUACUAAAAGCCACAAUUGCCUGUGUAUACACAAAAUUGACUCUGAAACCAAAGAUAUGUAUACCUUUCAUUUUUACUUCUUUUACAGAGAAUAUAAUUGUAUUAAUUUACAAUUAACAGAACUAUUCUGAUGUGUUCUCCAGAAGGUUAUACAUGCAGCCGUGUACUUUCAAGAGCUCUCCCUCCUAACCCCCUCCCCCAACCCAAAAACCCAAAAGCUAGAGAAAA
This is a messenger RNA of Lycium ferocissimum, 2200 nucleotides long. RefSeq lists its product as uncharacterized. The record is from RefSeq and is a predicted model, not a curated record. Bases 368 to 1177 code for a protein of 269 amino acids. The transcript is spliced from 2 exons. NCBI's taxonomy places the organism in Eukaryota, Viridiplantae, Streptophyta, Magnoliopsida, Solanales, Solanaceae.